Belonocnema kinseyi is the source of this 1645-nucleotide messenger RNA. RefSeq lists its product as uncharacterized. Lineage: Eukaryota; Metazoa; Arthropoda; Insecta; Hymenoptera; Cynipidae. The transcript has 8 exons. The coding region runs from base 27 to 1559 and encodes 510 amino acids. The record is from RefSeq and is a predicted model, not a curated record.
AGGGAUUGUAAAUAAAAAAUUACAAUAUGAAGAAUAUAAUAAAAAGGACAUUGUUGAUAUUUUUAAUGAUCCUUCAAUUGGGAAUGGGCUUUGGUAUUCAAAAUAAGGUGAAGAAUAGAUUUGAUCUUUUAAAGAAGAAAAUCAACAAGGCACUGAAAGGAAGAGAAGGAUAUGAACUCUUUUUUGAUGUAAACGAGUUUGAAUUUCCGGAAGCAAAUUCUACUAUAAGACAGAUACAUAGAGAACAAUGGGAGGAUUAUUAUAAGUGUUUAAAAGAUCGAUACGCAGAAACUGGACCAGAGAAAACUACGUUUCCGAUUUCUCUGAUGGCUCUGGAAGGAACAUCAGUAAUAUUAAAAUGUCAGAUUUGCAUAUCUCCGUCUGAAAUGCAUAAGAUAGAAGCGAUUGAGUGGUUUUUCAAUAGUAGCGUUCAUCCUAAAUCUAUAAACGAGCAAGUAUAUUACACAGAACAUUUAUUAAUUUCGCCAGAUGCACAUUUGCGUAUGUACAACAUUCAGCUAGAUGAAGCUGGUGAAUAUUGGUGUCAAUUGGGAGAUACAAUUGCAGCUCCUUAUUAUCUUUAUGUCGAUAAUGGAUCCGAACCAAUUGUCAUCGUGCGUUCAGACGAGGCGCCAAAAGCAAUUCACAGCGAAACACCCACAAUUAUAUCAGAGUAUAAUUUAAAAGCAUACUCAUCAUGGACUGAUUGGUCAGAAUGCUCGACAUGUGAUGCAGUUGGAGAAAAAAUUAGAUACGGUUACUGUACAAUUUCCUUAUUGGAAGAAUCGGAAUUUCAUACUGUUUUUAAAAAGAGUUAUUCAAGAAAAAAUCUAUAUCGAUACUUGUUUAAGAGAAAAGUUGCUAACGAAGACAACCAGGCAAAAGGAAACCGGGAAAAAUAUGAUAGUGACCUAGGAAAGUUAAUCAAUUAUAUUUUGCCAAUAUUUAGAAAUAAAAUGCCUUGCAGGUCAAAAUACACUCCUUUGGAAAUUCAAAAUAUAAUUGGUAUCAAAAAAAGAAAAAGUGAAAUUAUGCAUCGUUAUUGCAAGGUCCCUUGUCCAAGAAACGAAAUAUUUGAAGUUCGCGACAAACAUGGAAAUGUUCUCGAAAGCGCGAACAACAGUGCUGGGAUUUAUUCUAUCGCUCAAGGUCCACCGGAACUCAUACCGAUGGUAGCUCGAGUAACUCUUUAUCGCCAGCACAACAAAAAAUGUGAACUUAAAUGUCCAGGCAACCUGAACACGGAUGCUCCUAUAGUCUGGAAAGUUAGAAACAAAAUUCUCACCCCUUCGAUUAUCAAAAAUCAGUCGUCCGGUAGAAUAGAAAUCACUUCAAAGCAGAGUAUAAUAUUUAAAAAACUACGGUUUACCGACAAGAAUAUUUACAGCUGCUGGCAAAAUAACGAACUCGCUGGAACGAUUAGACUAGAAGUUUCACACGACGUCGAAAUAAAAUUCGAUCAUCAUGUCAUCAUGAUCGGUGGCAUUGUGAUUAUUAUAGUUUUUUUGAAAGUAUUCUGGAGAGCUUUCCAGGGCCGUAAACGAUACACUAUGCAUUGAUAUUGCAAUUUAAAAAUUGAGAAUUUGAUUAUUAAUUACAAAAAAAAAUGUAAACUAGAGAAAAAGUCUCUUUGAAAUGUAUUUAC